Messenger RNA from Rhipicephalus microplus (southern cattle tick), 525 nucleotides. RefSeq lists its product as uncharacterized. The record is from RefSeq and is a predicted model, not a curated record. Lineage: Eukaryota; Metazoa; Arthropoda; Arachnida; Ixodida; Ixodidae. Gene Ontology annotation, molecular function: serine-type endopeptidase inhibitor activity.
AUGUACGAGUCGUACAUGCGCCGCAUCGUCUGCGUCAUCAUGUCAGUCUUCAGUGUGAUUUGCGUCGUCGUCAUCCUCUACAUAGCAUUGACGCAUACGCACCAGCAUAAAUCAUGCAGCCAACCCAUGUACUUCCGCUGCCUGAACAGCUCGGACUACGAUCGCGGCGAGGUGAUCUUCGUGCAGCGGGAUGCGGGAUCUCGUCAGCCUGGUCCAGGAUCGUGCCGACCCUGGCACCCGGACAAGGUCUGCGCCCGGGAUUCUCAGGCGCACUUCCGCAAGCGCCGGGACUGCGUACAGACUUGCGAGCUUCGCAGAGACAAGCGUUGCCUGGGGCUUAUCACGGAGAAGUUUCUGCGACCCUGCUCCAGGUCGGCCCAGGACAACCCUCGCCGGUUCUGGCACUACGACCGAGUGCGGCGGGUGUGUGUCAAGUGGGCACCCGCCAUCACGUGCGCGUACAACGCCUUCCGCUCCGUCGGCCAGUGCAAGAUGCUCUGCAUGGUGCCACACCACGACGAAUAA